Electrophorus electricus (electric eel) is the source of this 2621-nucleotide messenger RNA. RefSeq names its product bone morphogenetic protein 3 (gene bmp3). Lineage: Eukaryota; Metazoa; Chordata; Actinopteri; Gymnotiformes; Gymnotidae. The record is from RefSeq and is a predicted model, not a curated record. Gene Ontology annotation, molecular function: cytokine activity; growth factor activity. Gene Ontology annotation, cellular component: extracellular region.
UUCAAUGAAAACCGAGAAGGGAUACGAUUGGCUGUCCAUUCUGCCCAACGUCGAGAUACAAAACCAGGAGACGCCUCUACCCCUCAGGACUUUUAGCUGCACGCAAGGUACAACACUCACUCGUGGAAAUCACACCAGCAAAGUUGGGGUUUUUUUAAUUUACUGCAUUUCAUAAUUUGUUACCACGCUUAUGUGAUGGUAUCGCCUUCAAGAGACAGGCGUGCAUUGCAACCACAAUCUAUAGCGACAGAAUACUGUACCUAGAUAAAACCUCCCAACUGUCAGGCACCUUUGAAGUUAUGGAUCGUUGUCAGCGAAUGUUUGUCCUUCUUCUGGGAUGGAGUUGUCUGUGCUGUGGAUAUUGUGCUGUUCUGAAAGAUCACUUUAUCGGACUAACGAAGGACGUGGAAUUUGGGCAUCAACUAGGCAUCGAGAAUAAGCAUCAUUCUAAGAACACGGCACGCGGCUUUUCUGCGCAGGACACGGUGUCAGAGCACAUGCAGAUGCUCUACACAAAGUACAACAGUGCAGGAUUUCCCAUGAAAGACGGGAAUACAGUCCGCAGUUUUAAAGCGCAUGCCGGCACUAUCAGCAAUCAGGAGCUUCAAAUCUUCAACCUAACUUCCCUAACGAAGUCAGAAGAUGUUCUUUCAGCAACUUUGCACUAUUACAUUGGUGACGUGCAGGGCAGAUGCAUGCGGCCCAGGAGUUGUGCUCGCCCCAGUGUCAGGCGGCAGGCCCACACUCAGCUCAGCAUCUGGAGCUUCACUCCUGCAGACAACAGUGUCAGGAGUCUUGGACGUUUCCUGAUCAAUGCUUCCUCGAUGUACCGGGACUUCACGUCUUGGCAGUGGAAGGACAUCACCAACGUGGUCAACCAGGCGAAGCAUAACGGUGAGCUUCUCAUCGGCAUCACCAUCGAGUCGCAGGGGCGACAGCCUUGGAAGAGGCCCCUGCUGGACCCUUCCCCCUACAUCUUGGUUUAUGCCAACGACUCGGCCAUCUCUGAGCCCGAAAGCGUGGUGUCCACUCUCCGGAGACACAGAGGGGGCCUGGUACCUGGUCUCCGCAAGCUCGGACUACGGAACCGCAACGCCUCCUCGCCACACAGGCUGAAGCGGUCGGCCGACGUUCUCCUGCCGCUACAGAACAACGAGCUCCCAGGUCCGGAGUAUCCAUACGAGGCGCCCAGCUGGGAUGAGACCACAUCGUACGAAGAGGCCGGGAAGAAGCCGACCAAGCAGCCACGGAAGAAGCCCCGCAGGAACCAGCAGCACAAGAACGCACUUCUGCAGUUCGAUGAGCAGACCAUACAGAAGGCCCGCAAGAAGCAGUGGAACGAGCCUAAGAACUGCGCUCGCAGAUACCUGAAGGUGGACUUCGCCGACAUUGGGUGGAGCGAAUGGAUUAUCUCUCCCAAAUCUUUCGAUGCGUAUUACUGCUCAGGUUCCUGCCAGUUUCCGAUGCCUAAGGCCCUGAAACCGUCGAACCACGCCACCAUCCAGAGCAUCGUGCGGGCUGUGGGUGUGAUCCCUGGCAUUCCUGAGCCCUGCUGUGUUCCAGAGAAGAUGUCCUCCCUCAGUGUCCUCUUCCUCGACGAGGACAUGAACGUGAUCCUCAAGGUCUAUCCGAACAUGUCUGUGGACUCCUGUGCUUGUAGAUAACGCUCUUACAGUUUUGUCCUUCAGAAUCUUCCCCCCACCUGGCCCCUGUUUUGCACUGGACAAAAGACUAUAUCCCUAUAGCUACCUGUAGAUGACUUAUUCCAUUACAUUAUGAGGAUGACUGUCUUUGGUUGGGGUUCUAUUUGGGGGGUUAAGCUUGAAGUCUGAGGGUGCACCUCAAGGAAACUGCACAAGCUCCCUUGUUUUCAAGAAGUUUGCAGAGUCACCCCAUUGAACAGUUCUAUGUUGAGAUGGUGGUAAUGAACUUCUGAAGAAACCUCUCCUUUUUGUGCAUUUUCCUUUGAUGAGUAGCUUUUGUGCUUGAGUGUGUGCGUGGGUGCGUGUGUGUGGUGAAGGUUUUUAGAACAAACAUAUGCUGUCAACCAAUAUUAAUUAAACUCUGUACAGUUUUAUUUUGCUCUCAUUAUUAUGCGCAUAUGUCUAUAUUAUAUUAUACUAUUAUGUUAAAAUAUGUAUUGGCAAAUUACUUUUAAUAUUCUUAUCUAUUGCUGCUAUACACAAGAGGUAUAUUUCAUUUCAAUGCCAAAAUAUGGUUCAGAGGACUUUUCUUUAAAAAAGUAUUCUCUGUAUUUUUUACAUAUACUUUUAACAACAAUUAAAUGUAUUUUGUACAAUAAUAAUUUACUAAGCUAUUCAGAGUAACCAUUGCUUCUUAAUGUUUCACAAACUAUUCUUAAUCUUAGUAUCCUGUAUAUUUGGUAAAUCUAGUUUUUAAAAGUCUUCAACUCCAAAUAAAUAAAGCAAUAUUUAUUUAUACUGAAGAAUUUUGUAGGCAGAAUUAGUGUAGGUAGGGCUCAUUAAAGGAAAUAUGAAUCAAAUUAACUUUAACUGUCAUAAUAACAGUGGGCGUGUAUACAGCACAUUUAUGUCAUAUGUCCUACAGUGACAUACAGUAUUCAAUCUGGUUCCAGUCUGAUUCCUAUGGUCCUUAAUAAU